Messenger RNA from Pezoporus flaviventris, 4191 nucleotides. It is a transcript of the gene RBL2, whose product is annotated as RB transcriptional corepressor like 2. Gene Ontology annotation, cellular component: nucleus; transcription regulator complex; chromatin. The record is from RefSeq and is a predicted model, not a curated record. Gene Ontology annotation, molecular function: RNA polymerase II transcription regulatory region sequence-specific DNA binding. Gene Ontology annotation, biological process: cell differentiation; negative regulation of G1/S transition of mitotic cell cycle; regulation of transcription by RNA polymerase II. The coding region runs from base 149 to 3526 and encodes 1125 amino acids. Lineage: Eukaryota; Metazoa; Chordata; Aves; Psittaciformes; Psittacidae. The transcript is spliced from 22 exons.
GCCGCCCAAUGAGCGGCCGCGUUAGACGGUGGGGGCGGGGCCCGGCGCCGGGGUGUUUGGAUUCGAAUGCGCGUCGCGACCCUGAGGGGCGGCGGCGCAGGCGCAGUGUGCGGCGAGGCAGCGCUGCCCCCUAGCGCCGGGGCGCGGCAUGCCGGGCGAGGAGGAGGAGGAUGGCGAGCAGGGGGUCGGGGGGGUCGCAGCCCCCUCCCCGCCGGCUGAGGAGGGGGACACCCGGCAGCGCUACGAGGAGCUGUGCAGCAGCCUCAACAUGGACGAGCGCGCCAGCUCCGAGGCCUGGCUCAGCUACCAGAGCAUGAAGCGCAACUACACCCUGGAGGGCAAUGAUCUGCACUGGCUAGCGUGUGCCUUGUACGUGGCUUGCAGAAAAGCAGUUCCCACAGUGAGCAAAGGGACAGCUGAGGGAAAUUACGUAUCUUUAACCAGAAUUCUGCGCUGUUCAGAACAAAGCUUAAUCGAGUUUUUUAACAAGAUGAAAAAAUGGGAAGACAUGGCAAAUCUCCCUGCCCAAUUCAGAGAACGAACUGAGAGAUUAGAGAGAAACUUCACUGUUUCUGCUGUCAUUUUUAAGAAAUAUGAGCCCAUUUUUCAGGACAUUUUCAGAUAUCCUCAAGAAGAUCAACCUCGUCAACAGAGAGGGAGAAAACAGAGACGACAACCAUGUACUGUGACAGAAGUUUUCCAGUUUUGUUGGUUGCUGUUUGUUCAUGCAAAAGGUAAUUUUCCUAUGAUCAGUGAUGACUUGGUCAAUUCGUACCAUCUCUUGUUAUGUGCAUUGGAUCUAGUGUAUGGAAAUGCUCUCCAGUGUCCAAACCGUAAAGAACUUCUGAAUCCUAAUUUUAACGGUCUACCUGAAGACUUUCACAGUAAGGAUUAUAAGGUAUCAUCUGAUCCUCCCUGCAUCAUUGAAGAACUGUGUUCAUUACAUUACGGAUUAGUUUUAGAAGCAAAAGGCAUAAAGGAACAUUUUUGGAAGCCAUAUAUUCGGAAACUUUUUGACAAAAAGCUUUUGAAAGGAAAAGAUGAAAAUCUGACUGGAUUUCUUGAUCCUGGGAACUUCGGGGAUAGCUUCAAAGCCAUCAACAAGGCCUAUGAGGAGUAUGUUCUGUCAGUAGGAAAUCUUGAUGAGCGAAUAUUUCUUGGGGAGGACGCAGAUGAAGAAAUUGGAACUCUCACAAGGUGCUUAAAUACAGCUUCAGGAACGGAAACAGCUGAAAGAGUACAAGUGAAGCAUAACUUGCAGCAGCACUUUGACAGGUCCAAAUCACUCAGGAUUACAACUCCGCUAACUGGCCGCAAAUAUAUUAAAGAGAGCAACCCAUAUGUGACACCUGUUUCAAUGGCAACAUACAGCUUAAGCCGCCUUCACACAAUGCUGGCAGGGCUGAAAAAUGCCCCCAGUGAAAAUCUGGAGCAAAUACUCAGGUCAUGUUCCAGAGAUCCUUCUCAAUCUAUUGCCAACAGAGUAAAAGAAAUGCAUGAAGUAUACUGCCAGAGCACGCAGGCUGAAGGAGAAUUCAGUAAUUUUUCCAAAGAUGUUGCCAGUAAGCAUUUUCGUCGUGCUGAGGUGCUAUACUACAAGGUCUUGGAGUCUAUCAUUGAGCAAGAGAGGAAGAGACUGGGAGACACUGACUUAUCUGCAAUACUGGAGCAGGAUGUGUUUCAUAGAUCGCUGCUGGCAUGUUGCCUUGAGAUCAUUACCUUCACAUACAAGCCACCUGGAAACUUCCCAUUCAUCCCUGAAAUAUUUGACAUUCCAGUGUAUCAUUUUUACAAGGUAAUUGAGGUUUUCAUCAGAGCAGAGGAUGGCCUUUGUCGGGAAGUAGUAAAACACCUCAAUCAUAUUGAGGAGCAGAUCUUGGAAAGCAUGGCCUGGAAACAAGAAUCCAUAGUGUGGGACAGAAUCAGAGAUAAUGAAAACAGGGUUCCUACUUGUGAAGAGGUAAUGCCACCUCACUAUUUUGAGAGAUCUGCUGGGAACAGUGUUGUGGGUUCUCCGUUGACACCCAGACGAAUAAAUGAGGUCCGUGCUGAAACUGGAGGACUAGGGAAAGGCGUUUCAUCCCCUUCGACCACCCUGUAUGACAGAUACAGCUCUCCUACAGCCAAUCCUACAAGGAGAAGGCUGUUUGCUGAUAACGAUAAUACCUCUGAGAGCAGCACUCCAGUGAGAGUUUCCCAACAGCCUGUGGUGAAUACGGUGCCUGUGCAGAACAUGAAUCCUGAAGCGAUGUCAGUAACCCCAGUGCCUGGCCAGACACUGGUUACAGUGGCAACUGCUACUGUAACCGCCAACAAUGGGCAAACAGUGACAAUACCAGUACAAGGUAUCGCCAAUGAAAGCGGAGGAAUAACUUUCUUCCCAGUCCAGGUAAAUGUGGGUACCCAGGCUCAGGCUGUUCCUGGCUCCAUUCAGCCCCUCAGUGCCCAGGCGCUUACAGGUACCUUGAACACCCAGGUGACAGGGGCUACGCUGCAGUUGCCCAGCCAGGUCACUGUGCAGCAGAUCUCUCCUGGAGAGCAAAGACAAACCCAGCCCUUUGCCACUGCCACGUCCAUCAGACCACGGAAGAUGAGCUCGCUUUCACUCUUCUUUAGAAAGGUGUACCAUUUAGCUAGCGUUCGCCUGAGAGAUCUUUGUGUCAAGCUCGAUGUAACCGAUGAGCUGAGGAAAAAGAUCUGGACCUGUUUUGAGUAUUCCUUGGUACACUCCCCUGAAAUCAUGAUGGACAGACACCUGGAUCAGCUGUUGAUGUGUGCCAUCUACAUAAUGGCUAAGGUGACCAAGGAGGACAGAUCCUUUCAGAAUAUUAUGCGCUGCUAUCGGACACAACCACAAGCCAAGAGUCAUGUAUAUCGGAGUGUACUGAUAAAGGGCAGGAGAUGUCGACACCGCUCUGGGAGCAGCGACAGCAGCAGCCAGCAGAACUCACCUACAGACAGAAGUAAAGAGAGGAAUAAGGAAAGAAGCAGCAGAGACUCCAGCCCCGUGAUGCGAUCCAGCAGCACCCUGCCUGUCCCACACCCCAGCAGUGCCCCCCCAACCCCAACCCGGCUGACUGGGGCCAACAGCGACACUGAGGAGGAGGAGCGAGGGGACCUCAUACAGUUCUAUAACAACAUCUAUAUCGAGCAGAUCAAAGAAUUUGCCCUGAAGUACACCUCAAAUGCAACCGACUCCCCUCCGCUCUCGCCCUACCCGUUUGUGCGGUUGGGCUCCCCUCGCCGUGUGCAGCUGUCCCAGAAAUAUCCCGUGUACAUCUCACCGCACAAAAAUGAGUCCGCGCUCUCUCCUCAAGAGAAAAUCUUCUACUACUUCAGCAGCAGCCCAUCGAAGAGGCUAAAGGAAAUUAACAGCAUGGUUAGAACUGGAGAAACUCCAACAAAGAAGAGAGGCAUUCUCUUGGAAGAUGGAACUGAAGCACCAGCCAAGCGCAUCUGCCAGGAGAAUCACACUGCUCUGCUAAGGCGGCUACAAGACGUAGCAAAUGACCGAGGCUCUCACUGAGCCCAGUGUUCCAGCACAGGUAUUCCUUCCUUGUUUCCGUCCCUCCCUGCAGCUUCACCAGCCAGGCUGUGUCACCCAGUGCAUGGGGUGACCAGGCCAUGGCACAUGUCCUCAGCCAUGCUCACCUCUGCACUGUGGCCAAGCCGAUCCCAAGGCAAGCAGCCCAGCACUAGGCCUUGGCUACAGAGCAGUGAAGAGCUUUAUCUUGCUUGGAGAACACACCCUUAAUUCCACUCUUUACCUUGGGGCAGGUAUUUACCUACAUUUGCUCUGACCUGUCCCCUCAUGCUGCUUUUACCAGUGCUUCACCUUUGGACUGGGAAGUUACCAUGUGUCAGAUCUGGGUGCAGCCCUCCCACGACGCUGUGCAUUUGUUUUUAAAUAAAGACCCCCACAAAACCAAUGACUUAAAAGUGAUAUCCAUAAGAAAGUCCAGUUCAGCUUGGAGGGGGAAGAUGGGGAAUAGCCUUUUGGAGCUCCAGAGGAAGCUCCAAGUGGAUUGUUUCCAUAGUCAGGAUGUUCUUUGUGCCUCUGAAAGCCACCCCCGCUGUUGCUGUGUCAGGCACUGGCUGAGCCAGGUGAUGCUCUGGACUGAGCUGUGAGCAGCAGACAGUACUUGGGGCCAGGCUACGAGCAUUAGUGCUGCCUGUGAGGCAGAACUCUUG